AUGGCUUUCGCAGGCUCAGUCAUUCUCAAGGCCAUGGGAGUAGAGGCCGUCGGGUUGGAUGCGCUUCUUGCAAGUGCUGGCAUAGCGGCGGGUUUUGCUUCCCAGAAGAUACUCCAGAAUCUCGCGGCCGGCGUCAUUCUGCUCCUCUUUCGCCCAUUCAAGGUUGGCGACAAGAUUUGCGUCAACAACGUCAUGGGCUGGGUCACCAAGAUUAUGCUCUUCGAGACCACCCUCCUCACUGACGACCGGAGGAAGAUAAGCAUGCCAAACCACGAGAUUUACUCUGGAUACAUUGACAACCUAACGGCUGGUGGCAUGCGACGAGUUCAGGUGGCGAUGCUCGUCGCUGGCUCGUCCGACAUUGCGGGCACUAGGAAGGCUCUUGAGGAGGCCAUCGCCAAGUUCGCGUACCUUGCAGAGCCCAAGAGCGACUCGCUGCCUGUGAGGUGCACAAAGAAGAAGCAAGCUUCCAUGAUGGGGGUGCUGGCGGUCGCCAUGUCGCUGGACCUGCUCAAGCAUACGAAGAAUGUGCUGAAACAGGAGCAGAAGAUCGCUCAGGCUACUUGUGGAGGGUUCAUGUCUGCAGGGCAUUCAGCGAUGCACAGGUUUGUUGAGGUGACGGAGGAGAUUGCAAGAACUCUGCAGCAUCGCAAGAUCAAGUUAGCGUCGCAAGCCAUGGAGCGAAACCGUUCUUGA
Molecule: messenger RNA, 696 nt
Organism: Guillardia theta CCMP2712
Lineage: Eukaryota; Cryptophyceae; Pyrenomonadales; Geminigeraceae
Exons: 13
Coding region: 1-696 (231 amino acids)
Biological process (GO): transmembrane transport
Cellular component (GO): membrane
Molecular function (GO): mechanosensitive monoatomic ion channel activity
Source: RefSeq, a predicted model, not a curated record